This is a messenger RNA of Passer domesticus (house sparrow), 3390 nucleotides long. RefSeq names its product 5-hydroxytryptamine receptor 5B-like. The transcript is spliced from 3 exons. Gene Ontology annotation, biological process: G protein-coupled receptor signaling pathway, coupled to cyclic nucleotide second messenger; adenylate cyclase-inhibiting serotonin receptor signaling pathway; chemical synaptic transmission. The coding region runs from base 276 to 1382 and encodes 368 amino acids. Gene Ontology annotation, cellular component: plasma membrane; dendrite. The record is from RefSeq and is a predicted model, not a curated record. Lineage: Eukaryota; Metazoa; Chordata; Aves; Passeriformes; Passeridae. Gene Ontology annotation, molecular function: G protein-coupled serotonin receptor activity; serotonin binding; neurotransmitter receptor activity.
CUGGGGCGGGGCGGCAGCGCCGGUGCCGCCCGCCCGGCCGCGCUGCCCGCGCCGGAGCCUCGCCGCGGUCCCGCCGCGCUUCCCUCCCUUCUCCAGCCUGCCUCCUUCCCGGGAUGGGCGUGCGGAGCGGCGGGCGGGAGCGGCGGCGCUUGUGGAGCGGGCGCUGAGCGGAGGCACGUCCCGGCGUGCGGCUCCCGCUGGCCGGCAGCGGGGCUGGGACGGUGCCGGCGGCCUGGGAAGGGGCAGCGGUGAGGGGUCGAGCCCUGAUCCCGGGCAUGGCGGAGACCCUGAGCCCCUGCUCCCCACGGGGCCAGUGCCAGCCCAGCAUGGGCACCAAUACCUCGUCCGCCAACGUGGACACCAACGCCUCCUCCUCGGUGGUGGGCGGCAGCGCGUGGAGGGGCCGGGAGCCUUUCUCCAUCCUCACCGUCCUCAUCCUCACCCUGCUGGUGCUCCUGACCGUGGCCACGUUCCUCUGGAACCUGCUGGUGCUGGCGACCAUCCUGCGAGUGAAGGCCUUCCACCGGGUGCCCCACAACCUGGUGGCCUCCACGGCGGUGUCGGACGUGCUGGUGGCGGCCCUGGUGAUGCCGCUGAGCCUGGCGAAGGAGCUGUCGGCCGGGCGGCGGUGGCGGCUGGGCCGGGCGCUGUGCCUCGUGUGGGUGUGCUUCGACAUGCUGUGCUGCACGGCCAGCAUCUGGAACGUGACGGCCAUCGCCCUGGACCGCUACUGGUCCAUCACCCGGCAGCUGCAGUACACGCUGCUCGCCCGCCGCCGCAUCUCCAACGUGAUGAUCGCUCUCACCUGGCUGCUGUCCGCCGCCAUCGCCCUCGCCCCGCUCCUGGGCUGGGGGGAGACCUACAGCCCCGAGCAGGAGCGCUGCCAGCUCCGCCAGGACCCGUCCUACACCAUCGUGUCCACGGGCGGCGCGUUCUACCUGCCCCUCUGCGUGGUGCUCUUCGUCUACUGGAAGAUCUACAGGGCGUCCAAGUUCCACAUGGGCGCCCGCAGGAGGAACGCCGUGGGGCCCCUGCCCGAGGCUGCCCAGGUGAAGGAAGCUUCGAAGGAACCACAGAUGGUGUUUACAGCUCGUCGUGCAGCUAUCACUUUCCAGACAGAUGGAGAAACAUGGAGAGAACAGAAAGAGAAAAAGGCAGCUCUGAUGGUUGGCAUCUUAAUUGGAGUUUUUGUGCUGUGCUGGAUCCCUUUCUUCAUCACAGAAUUAAUAAGUCCCCUCUGUUCCUGCAACAUCCCUCCCGUCUGGAAAAGCAUCUUUCUUUGGCUUGGUUACUCAAAUUCUUUCUUUAAUCCUCUCAUUUAUACAGCAUUUAACAAAAAUUACAACAAUGCCUUCAAGAACCUUUUUGUAAAACAAAGAUAAAAGGGGACACAGAGGAGAAAAUGAUUAUUGCAUAAAAGAAACAUGCCUGUGCUAUGUACAGUUUUCAUGCACAAGAGCUACUUGAGGGGAUUUAGGAGCAGUGAAAAAGAAGAUGGAAGACGUCUGGAUAUAAACCUACUGAGAGUUUACAGCUCCCCCUUAUAAACACAGAUGUGCUACGCCAGUGUUUGGCAAAGAAGGUGGGAGCAGGGAAUGCCUCCCGUCUGCUCUUCAGUCAUGUCAGGCUGGGUGUGCCAGCGCAGCGCUGUGAGCGUUCGGUGCCGCGGCUGGCACACCCAACCCGGCUGAUCCCGCCCGGGCCGGGCUGCAGCUCUCCUCAUUAGCGAAGGCACCGGUGGGAGAUGCUAAUGAGCGAUCCUGACGUGUUCGUGAUAUGGGCAGGAUGCUGGCCUCGCGUUUGAGAUUGAUUUGGAAGGGAAUAAGCAUGCUGCAGUCAAUCAGUCCUUGAGCUGAUGUGAAAUUGAAGUGGAUGACCAAGCAGCUCAGGAACACACCCUGCCGGGACUGAGGGGCUGUGUGCUCUGCAAGCAGCAGGGCUUGAUGGGCAGGCUCGGUCAAACAGGCGCCAGCUGUGUCCCCUGAGGUUAAGUGAAACUUAAGGGGCAAGCAUAGAAUUAUUCAGAGCCCCUGAGAAUGUGUUCUCACUGCUUGCACAGGGGGAUUUAGUGAGGAUUUUUCACUUGUGUUGUCCUCUCUCACUCUGCCAGGCUCAGACUCUCCCUGUUUUAUGAAACCCAGCUGGAGUUCUUCAGGAAGAACUGGCUUUCAGCUUGGACAGCAGCAUUUCAUUCUUACGGCAUUCCUGUUAACAGAGAGCAAACAUGUAAGGAGGAAUUGCUCUCAACUCUGCUACCUGCAUCUCCACACCAACAGAACCAAACCCUUUCUUUCAUUUUGAAACAUCUCCACAAUCCAAAGCAGCCUGGAGUGAGUGAUGAGUUGAAGAUAAUUGUUAUUCCAAUGGCAAUACUCAUUAAACUUCAUGACAUGCCAGCCAGAAGGAACACUGCUUGACCACCCAUCUGAAGUUUUUACAUGUAGCUAAAGCAAAUUCAGCUUUUUACUUAUAACUAGAAUAAAUCUGAAAUGGAGAUUACUUGUAGGUGAUCUGGAACAGUUCACAGGACAGUUUGCAAAAGAGUCAGUGCCUCAGGGAACAACUCUUGGUCAGGAAAUGUAUUUCUACAAGUACACCUGGUUUCAGUACCACAACCAUGACUUUUUUAUUUUUAAGGGUGGCAGAGUUGAGCAGAAAUUCCCUCAUAUGGCAAUGGAAGAAAAAUAGGAAAAAAAAAACUUAACAAUAGAUCUACCUAAAUUCUGCAAGUAGGAUGUAAAAUUCUGCAUGUCAGACAAGUAGCUGAACAGCCCCUGUCAUUCUGCCAGAGUAUGCUGUCUGAAACAGGAAGGAACUGUCUCAGAACAAAGCAGGAAUAAUUACACAAAGAUGUUUUUCCUCGAACAUAUGAAGCCAAAUGACAAUUUUGCCUGCAGCAGUCCUUUUCAUUCAUUCAUUCUCAUGGAGACAGCAAGUAACAGAAGCCCAAGAUGAUUAAAAGCUUAGGAAAGGCUAAAUCAAUGAAGUGUUAUACAGUGCUUUCACAGUCAUUAGGCAACAAGGCUGGUUCCUGAAGAUUAAUGACCAAGAUCCUGCAUUUCCUCCUUAUUCACACACAUUUCCACACCCCUCUUUGCUCCAAUAACUAACUGCUCACAGACCUUCAGGAGAUGCCACGUGAAAAUCUAAAUACACCACUGGCUUGAUAACCUCUCCCUGUAACAUGGAGAGGUGCCAAUCUAGCAGUGAAAGGACUCCCAGAAUCAAAUUCAGAGUCCAAGAUUCACAUGGAGAAAACGAUCAAGAUACAUCAUAAACAUGGUGUGAUAAGCAUCUUAUCAGGAAAUCUUGUGCAUAUAUUAAUGCACAAGUCACAUCAAAAUGGAUCACUGAACAGGACAGUUGAACAUAGCAAAAGUGUUCUUACCU